Messenger RNA from Cloeon dipterum, 1689 nucleotides. RefSeq lists its product as uncharacterized. The coding region runs from base 786 to 1676 and encodes 296 amino acids. The record is from RefSeq and is a predicted model, not a curated record. Lineage: Eukaryota; Metazoa; Arthropoda; Insecta; Ephemeroptera; Baetidae. The transcript has a single exon.
UGACUCUCUCUGACUCUCUCCCCCACUUUGUGCUAGUGCGCCCUGUGCUCUUGUGACUUCUCACCCCCACUUAAGAUGGUGCUGAAAACCUCCAGAAGUUUCCCCCAUCUCAAAAUGUACUUUAAUUAACAACAUUAAUUAGCUGACUAAUUGUGUCCUCAAUUCAUCGAUAUUACAAUUUACAAUAAACUCUGACAAUAAAGGCAAACCCAAUUUCACCCUUAUUAGUAAUGCACAGCAAUAAAUAUGAUUCAAAUAAAACUCUACUUCGCGACGCACUUUACGGCCAGCCGUUUAGGCCGGUCUCUGUUCACUCAGUCUAAUAAACCGAAGUUAAGCAAGUUAAAAAUCAGUAGUUGAGUGUUUUACUUCAUACGACUACCGCUCCUACAUUUUGGUGACCCCGACGCUCCGACUGCACGGACACCUUACCUGGCCGCACCUGGAUGCCUACCUAGGACUACCUGGCCGCACCUGGAUGCCUACCUAGGACAACCUGGCCACACCUGGAUGCCUACCUAGGACUACCUGGACGCACCUGGAUGCCUACCUAGGACUACCUGGACGCACCUGGCCGACUACCUAGGACUACCUGGACGACUCCCUGGAUACCUGGACGACUACCUAGGACACCGGGACCCCUGGACGACUACCUGGACGCCUGGAACACCUCGACGCCUACCUGGAGGAUCCCUGGCCCAGCAUACCUGUCCGGCUACACACCUGGAUCGACGCCCAGCUGCAAAAGCAAUAUUUUCGUCUCUGCGGACUGCCUAGCAACAGAGAUGCAAGCAGAAGACGUGGAAGCCCCCUCCGUCCAGAACAUCACCCAGCUUCGCCUACCCGACUUUUGGAAAGGCGACGUCGAAUCUUGGUUCGAGCGUGUCGACGCAUUUUUCACCCUCCGGCGGAUCAAAAGUGACGAGCAACGUAUCGCCUGGAUUAAACAAGGCCUUCCAGCAGACAUCUACGUGCAGACGCGCGACAUCUUCAGGAACUUACCCGAAACAGACUCCUAUAACCACGUAAAGGCGGAAAUUUUGAAACGCCUUGGUCCAACCAAAGACCAAAAACUGCAACAGCUGCUGGCGAGAGAAGAACUGGGGGACCAAAAGCCCUCAACCUUUCUCCGCAAAUUGCAAUGCCUCGCAGAUAAGGAAGGUACUGACGACAUGCUGCGCACGAUCUGGAUCAACCGGCUUCCGAACGAAAUCCGCAAGCUCCUUGCCACACAGACCGCCUGCUCCCUGACGGACCAAGCAGAGACCGCUGAUCACAUUUGGAACAUUCUUGGCAAACAACAGCACACUUUUGCUGCAACCGCGACCCGCCCACCACUCGUGGCCCUUGAUCCAUAUGACGACUACCGACGCCUCAUCGAAAAGAACCAGCGCGACAUGCAACAACUGGUGUCUGGCGUGCUGGACAGCAUCCAGUCCUUGGCCAUCAGCCUUAAACAAGACCGGGGACGAAGCCCUCGUCGCCACGACUUUGUUCAGAAUGACAGAGUGGACGACAGCAAGAAAUUCGAUCGUCGCCGCAACCGCAGCCGAUCUCGUCCUCGCUUCAACUCCGACGGCACCUGCUUCUACCACGGAGAAUUUGGCUCCAAGGCACGGAAAUGUCUCGAAGGAUGUAAAUUCUUCCAGCCGGGAAACUUAAACAGCAAGUGCUAGAGGCGGCAACCAC